Molecule: messenger RNA, 1958 nt
Organism: Aspergillus eucalypticola CBS 122712
Lineage: Eukaryota; Fungi; Ascomycota; Eurotiomycetes; Eurotiales; Aspergillaceae
Product: MFS transporter
Exons: 4
Coding region: 261-1958 (565 amino acids)
Biological process (GO): xenobiotic detoxification by transmembrane export across the plasma membrane
Molecular function (GO): fluconazole transmembrane transporter activity
Source: RefSeq, a predicted model, not a curated record
GCGGAGACAGACUUCAUCGUAGCCGUACGACUCAAAAUCAGCUCGUAUCGGACCUUGUCUAUUCCGUGUCGACAGAAAACCUAAAUGGCCGUAAGAUACGAUUUCUGUGACGCGAUUUGUUGUCACGAGACAUUCACACUUAUAAGAUUGUGCUUUACCGGAUGCAUGGAUUCGUGAUUGAUGUUCCUUAACUCUCAAACUAACAUGUAAGCUUCAUUCACAGGAUUUCCUAACGACAUACCCACCGGAAGGCACGAUAUAUGGAGACGAUUCGCGACUCAGCUUUCGGCAAAUUAGUUCGUUUCUUGAGCGGUUACAGGCUUCUGCUGUACCCAGAGGAACUGGACGAUUCCACGUGGCGGAAAUAUUUACGGACGCCGGAGGGUUAUGUGGAAGACGGCUUGACUCCGACUAGUGGUGAAGACUUUUACGAGCAGCAUAGUCUCUAUACGGUUAUGUCGCAGGCUGCUCGACGAAGGCGGCAAAGACCCCCUCUGAGGAAUGUUUUGGCAGGCCCAUGGCAUGGAGUGAGGGAGGUAUCGCCAGAGGCAAUUAGCUGGGGAGGGCCAGAUGAUAGCGAGAAUCCUCAAAAUUGGAGUCUCACAAAAAAGAUGCUGGUCACUCUGCUUAUUUGCCUUCUGACGUUUUCUAUCUAUAUUGGUUCGGCAAUCUACACACCUGGAGUGCCGGGUGUGGCUCGGCAGUUUGGUGUGAGUAAUGUAACUGCGCUUCUCGGUUUGACACUUUUUGUGCUCGGAUACGGACUGGGACCUAUGGUUUGGGCUCCGAUAUCAGAGCUUCCCGCGGUGGGACGAAGUCCGGUAUAUGUUGCAACAUUGGUCGUGUUCGUUUUCUUUCAAUUCGCGGUCAUCUACGCGAAGAACAUCGGGAUGCUGCUGGCGUUUCGAUUCCUAACCGGCUUCCUUGGCUCGCCCGUUCUCGCGACAGGGGGAGCCUCCAUUGGGGAUAUGUGGAAUCCCCUGGUCCGCGAUUAUAUGAUAGCUAUCUGGGCAUCCUUUGCCAUUGCUGCUCCUGUGCUAGGCCCUCUCGUGGGAGGAUUUGCUGCCUCCGCCAAAGGCUGGACGUGGACAAUUUGGGAGCUGCUUUGGAUAUCUGGCUUUGCUCUAGUGCUUCUCUUCUUUUUCCUGCCUGAGACAUUUGCGCCUAAUAUUCUGAGCCGCCGAGCACGCCGUAUUCGCCGGAUCAUGGAUGAUCAGAGAUAUGCGUCCGAAUCCGAGAUCGAGAUAUCGCAUGUGGCUACCAGGGAUGUCUUAUUUGAAUCUCUUGUCCGCCCAUUUGUGCUCUGCUUCCUUGAACCGAUCGUCCUUCUGAUGAACCUCUACAUUGCCUUGAUAUACGGGAUUCUGUAUAUUUGGUUUGAGGCUUUUCCGAUUGUUUUUGAGGAGAAGCAUGGCUUCAACGCAGGCCAAGACGGCUUGGCUUUCCUAGGUAUCUUGAUAGGGGCUGUAUGUGUUGCUCUUCCGGGGUACUUCUAUUGGAAAUACCGCUGGCAGUCCAAACAUGUCAAUGACGACGGCUCUCUCUCUCCAGAGGAACAUCUUCCUCCGGCGUGUUUUGGCGCUUUGUGUCUCCCGAUAUCCCUUUUUUGGUUUGGAUGGACUGCAAACUUCGCAAGUAUCCAUUGGAUUGUGCCCAUUAUUGCUUCUGCGCUUUUUGCUAUUGGGGGAUAUCUCAUCUUCAAUAGUAUUUUCUGCUACGAGGCACAGGCUUAUCCGAGAUAUGCAGCCUCGGUCCUUGCUGGAAAUGACUUCCUACGAUCAUCUUUUGGCGGCGGCUUCCCCUUAUUUGCAACUCAAAUGUUCCAUAAUCUGGGUGUUGGUUGGGCCUGUACAUUGCUGGGUUGCUUGACUGUGUUGUUCGUGCCAUAUCCAUUUUUAUUAUAUAGAUACGGGGAGAAGAUCCGGAUGAGGAGCAAAUAUGCCCGGCAUGGGAGGUAG